Messenger RNA from Onychostoma macrolepis, 2039 nucleotides. RefSeq names its product GTPase IMAP family member 9-like. NCBI's taxonomy places the organism in Eukaryota, Metazoa, Chordata, Actinopteri, Cypriniformes, Cyprinidae. The record is from RefSeq and is a predicted model, not a curated record. Gene Ontology annotation, molecular function: GTP binding. The transcript is spliced from 4 exons. Bases 149 to 1099 code for a protein of 316 amino acids.
GACACGCCCCCUGUUUGUCCCUGUUCUGAAGCACCAGGAAGUGAGUGUCGAGCAUGCUCUGAAAGCACACUGCAAAUGAAAGCAAUGAGAUUUCUGGUGGAACUAUUUACUUUAGAGCUCCAACUGUGACAAGAAUAUAUCAAGUAAAAUGGACUUUGGUGACACCCGAUACCUCUCAGAGCUGAGGAUUGUGUUAUUGGGGAGUAAAAGAGCUGGUAAGAGUUCAGCAGGAAACAGCAUCCUGGGCAGAGAGGAGUUUGACUUGAAGAGAUCUGCUCAGUGUGUGAGGAGACAUGGAGAAGCAGCAGACAGACACCUCACUGUCAUCGAAGCUCCAGGAUGGUGGAGGACUUACACUGUAGAGCAGAGUCCUGAGCUACUGAAGCAGGAGAUUGUGCUCAGUGUGUCUCUGUGUCCUCCAGGACCACACGCUGUACUACUGAUCAUACGUGUGGAUAAUACAUUUAAAGAGACUUACAGAAAAGCAUUCCAGGGGCAUCUGGAGCUUUUUGGCGAGAGAGUCUGGAGUCACGCUAUAGUGCUGUUCACUUAUGGAGACUCUCUGUCAGACACCUCUAUAGAGCAGUACAUUGAGAGCGAAGGCCAGGAUCUCCGGUGGUUGGUGGACAGAUGUGGGAACAGGUAUCAUGUUCUCAACAAUAAGAACAGGAGAGACCACACUCAGAUCAAGGAGCUGCUGGAGAAGAUCGAGGAGACCGUGGCACAAAACAAAGGCUGCCAUUUUGAAAUAGAUGGAAGGAUUUUACAGGAGAUGAAAAAGAGACGAAGAGAAGUGGAAGAGAGAGCAAACGAACGAAUGAGGAGAAUGCAGAAACAGAGAGACGACAUCAGAUCUCAGAUGAUGAGAAGAGCUGAUAAGUCAAACACAUGGUCUUUGGGAAGUUCUGCUUACAGUACAGGAGCAGCCAGCAGAUCAUAUUCACCCUUCAGCUUUGUGGAUGGUUCAGAUCUCGAGAGAUGUAAGAGCAUGGAAGUACCGUCACCUUUUAUGAGUGGAGAUGAGCGGUCUGAUACAAUGUUCGUGAGAAGCUCUGCUUACAGUUCAAACAUGUCAGAGGCAGACGAAGACAGCAGUUAAAGACCUCAUGGAUGUUAUCUGACAUGCCUGUUGUCAGUGCAGGAACAUUAAGUUCAAACUGUUGCAAACACAACAGUUUACUUUAUCAGCAAAUACUGCUUUAUAUUAUAUCAUAUAUGUGAAUCAAAAUGGUGUCAGCGCAACAUAAAAAAAUUACAAAUUCCUUAUCUGAGCUUCAGGUUUUUUUGCCGUUAGAAACCAUCCGUGCAUGUGACGGGGACCGAAAAGCAUUGUCAUCUUUUGGAUGCAGAUGUUAUUACGAUUACUCUGAAAUUCCUUCAAAUCUGAGAUAAAAUAUAAAUGGACUCUGGUAGGUCUUAAUUAAAAAAAAAAGAAAAAGAAAUUACAAAAUUUAAAUGGAUGCUAAAUAUAUAAUUACAUUUUAUGUCAUAUUAUAAUGUUUUCUUUAAAUACAAAUCUCUAUUUUUAUGUUAGUGAUUAUUUUUGUACUAGUAAUCCAAGUGUCUAUUAUCUUUUAAAUUUCACUAUAAAUACUCAUUAGACACAGAUUCAUGGUUUCUGUCCCUGGAGUGACGAAUGAAUCAAUGAAUCAUUCACAUAUAUCUUUACUUACAUAUGUCAGUUUUACUAACUAUUUUGUUGUUCUUACAAAAAACCUUAAAAUGGCUUUCCUGACUAUAUCCUUUAAUGCUUUAUUAUGUAUCUGUAGAAGCUUUGAGACCUCUCCUGAAUCAUUCAAUAUAUAUGCAAUUUAAACUCAUCAGGACUAGCUGCUGAAAGACUGUGUUCUAUGAAAGUCUACUAAAUCUGAUUACCAGCUAUGCUUGAUUUAUUUGUUUUCAGGCUCUUUGGGUAUAGGAACAAUGUGAGUAAAUGUUGAUUUUUUCUAUUAAAUAAAUGGAAUAAUUAAUUCAAAACCCUGUUUUCCCAGGUUUCCACUGAAAUUAUAUAUAUGGUUGUGGUCAGAAUUAUUGGCACC